UCAAAUCCGAGCGUCGCCAUUGGCUGCGGUGGAUGCUGCGCUGUCCGCGACGUCAUCCGGCCGACAGCACGUUUAUCUAUCUCGCCGGCCGCACACUCGCCCAGGAAUGAGCUAAGUUCAGCUUUUUGGGAAACACAGGAGACUGGUCGCCGGUGAAGUCGAGACGAGCGAUCUCCGCCCGCAUCCGCAGCGCACCAUGAGGGAAAUCGUUCACAUCCAGGCUGGACAGUGUGGAAAUCAGAUCGGGGCGAAGUUCUGGGAGGUGAUAAGCGAUGAACACGGCAUCGAUCCCACCGGCAGUUACCAAGGUGACAGUGACCUGCAGCUGGAGAGGAUAAACGUCUACUACAAUGAGGCAUCAGGCAGCAAAUUUGUCCCCCGCGCCAUCCUGGUGGACCUGGAGCCGGGAACCAUGGACUCCGUCCGCUCUGGCCCGUUCGGACAGCUAUUCAGGCCCGACAACUUCGUCUUCGGUCAAAGUGGAGCAGGAAACAACUGGGCCAAGGGUCACUACACCGAGGGAGCAGAACUGGUGGACUCGGUGCUGGACGUGGUGAGGAAGGAGUCCGAGAACUGCGACUGCCUGCAGGGCUUCCAGCUCACCCACUCCCUGGGCGGCGGCACCGGCUCCGGCAUGGGCACGCUGCUCAUCAGCAAGAUCCGCGAGGAGUACCCGGACCGCAUCAUGAACACCUUCAGCGUCAUGCCCUCCCCGAAGGUGUCCGACACGGUGGUGGAGCCCUACAAUGCCACGCUGUCCGUCCACCAGCUGGUGGAGAACACCGACGAGACCUUCAGCAUCGACAACGAGGCCCUGUACGACAUCUGCUUCCGCACCCUCAAACUCACGACGCCCACGUACGGCGACCUCAACCACCUGGUGUCGGCCACCAUGAGCGGCGUCACCACCUGCCUGCGCUUCCCCGGCCAGCUCAACGCCGACCUGCGCAAGCUAGCCGUCAACAUGGUGCCCUUCCCGCGCCUGCACUUCUUCAUGCCGGGCUUCGCCCCGCUCACCAGCCGCGGCAGCCAGCAGUACCGCGCCCUGUCCGUGCCCGAGCUCACGCAGCAGAUGUUCGACGCCAAGAACAUGAUGGCGGCCUGCGACCCGCGCCACGGCCGCUACCUCACCGUGGCGGCCAUCUUCCGCGGCCGCAUGUCCAUGAAGGAGGUGGACGAGCAGAUGCUGAGCGUGCAGAACAAGAACAGCAGCUACUUCGUGGAGUGGAUCCCCAACAACGUGAAGACGGCCGUGUGCGACAUCCCGCCGCGCGGCCUCAAGAUGUCCGCCACCUUCAUCGGCAACAGCACGGCCAUCCAGGAGCUGUUCAGGAGGAUCUCGGAGCAGUUCACCGCCAUGUUCCGCCGCAAGGCCUUCCUGCACUGGUACACGGGCGAGGGCAUGGACGAGAUGGAGUUCACGGAGGCCGAGAGCAACAUGAACGACCUGGUGUCCGAGUACCAGCAGUACCAGGACGCCACGGCCGACGAGAUGGGCGAGUACGAGGAGGACGAGAUGGAGGACGAGGAGGACGCCCGCCAUGACGUCCGCCACUGACGCCUCUCCAUUCCAGCCGUUGUCGCCGAACAGAUCACAGGAAGCACGCCAACGACGCAGAUGUUCCCCUCCAGCCGUGCGCACACCACGAUGAAAUAUGGCUGUUUAGCAGAAAUGAUGCCGCACCUACAUUUGGCUUAUACUAACAGAGAACGUGAGCGAUGUUACGACCUUAAGACAAGUGUUCUGGCCUUUGAAUUUCCACCUCAUGUAUCAACGAGGAAGUGAAGUCUUGUCUUAAUUACAGUUUUGUAGCAUUUGCGUUAACAUAUCAAAUAAAAAAGUCCAGUCUUGUCAGGA
Molecule: messenger RNA, 1858 nt
Organism: Betta splendens (Siamese fighting fish)
Lineage: Eukaryota; Metazoa; Chordata; Actinopteri; Anabantiformes; Osphronemidae
Product: tubulin beta-2A chain-like
Exons: 4
Coding region: 197-1558 (453 amino acids)
Biological process (GO): mitotic cell cycle; microtubule cytoskeleton organization
Cellular component (GO): cytoplasm; microtubule
Molecular function (GO): structural constituent of cytoskeleton; GTP binding; GTPase activity
Source: RefSeq, a predicted model, not a curated record